Messenger RNA from Saccharomyces kudriavzevii IFO 1802, 933 nucleotides. It is a transcript of the gene GTR1, whose product is annotated as Rag GTPase GTR1. Gene Ontology annotation, biological process: cellular response to amino acid stimulus; regulation of autophagy; positive regulation of TOR signaling. Gene Ontology annotation, molecular function: GTP binding; GTPase activity. Lineage: Eukaryota; Fungi; Ascomycota; Saccharomycetes; Saccharomycetales; Saccharomycetaceae. Gene Ontology annotation, cellular component: Gtr1-Gtr2 GTPase complex; nucleus; fungal-type vacuole membrane. The transcript has a single exon. Bases 1 to 933 code for a protein of 310 amino acids. The record is from RefSeq and is a predicted model, not a curated record.
AUGUCGUCGAAUAAUAGGAAAAAACUGCUUUUGAUGGGCCGGUCCGGCUCCGGUAAGUCGUCAAUGAGGUCAAUCAUCUUUAGCAACUACUCUGCCUUUGAUACAAGAAGAUUGGGUGCCACCAUUGAUGUAGAACACUCGCAUCUGAGGUUUCUCGGCAACAUGACUCUAAACCUAUGGGAUUGCGGUGGUCAGGACGUGUUCAUGGAAAACUACUUCACCAAGCAGAAAGACCAUAUUUUCCAGAUGGUGCAGGUGCUAAUCCAUGUGUUUGAUGUGGAGUCCACCGAGGUGCUCAAAGAUAUUGAGAUAUUUGCAAAAGCUCUGAAGCAGCUGAGGAAGUACUCUCCAGACGCCAAAAUUUUCGUGCUUUUGCAUAAGAUGGAUUUGGUCCAGUUGGAUAAAAGGGAGGAGCUGUUCCAGAUUAUGAUGAAGAACCUGAGUGAGACCUCCUCGGAAUUCGGAUUUCCCAAUCUGGUGGGUUUUCCGACGUCAAUCUGGGAUGAGAGUCUAUACAAGGCGUGGUCACAGAUUGUGUGUUCGCUGAUACCUAAUAUGUCGAACCAUCAGACUAAUCUGAAGAAAUUCAAAGAAAUUAUGAACGCGCUGGAAAUCAUUCUUUUCGAGAGAACGACUUUCCUAGUGAUUUGUUCCAGCAAUGGCGAGGAUAGCAACGAUGGUCACGGUGGUUCGAACGAUAAUAAUGUUUUACUCGAUCCGAAGAGGUUCGAAAAAAUCUCCAACAUAAUGAAGAAUUUCAAGCAAAGCUGUACGAAAUUGAAGAGCGGGUUCAAGACCCUGAUACUGAAUAACAACAUCUACGUCAGCGAGCUGUCAUCCAAUAUGGUCUGCUUCAUAGUGUUGAAGGAUAUGAACAUCCCGCAGGAACUGGUACUCGAAAACAUUAAGAAGGCCAAGGAAUUUUUCCAAUGA